UUUGUUUUAACCUGUUUGUCGUGUAGACUGUCACAUCACUCUGAGAGGUGACAUUUCUCCUUUUUUUCUUUCAAACUAGAUGUUCUAGUGAGCGCUAGCUGUAAUCACUUUGGGAGACUGAUAGUCCAUGACAGCUAAAAGUUGGAUUGAGUUUCAGGAGCUACUAUAUAUAAAGCUGGGUUGACUUAUGUCACCGCACUAAUUAAAUGCCAUCUGGGUGGCUCCUCUGGGUUUUUGAGUCCAUCACCCAGUUCAGAUCAGUCAGAGGCCAAGGAGGAGAACAUGAUGAUGGACCUUUUUGAAACUGGCUCCUAUUUCUUCUUCUUAGAUGGUGAAAAUGUGACUCUGCAGCCAUUAGAAGUAGCAGAGGGCUCUCCUUUGUAUCCAGGGAGUGAUGGUACCCUGUCCCCUUGCCAGGACCAAAUGCCCCAGGAAGCCGGGAGCGACAGCAGCGGAGAGGAACAUGUGCUGGCGCCUCCAGGCCUGCAACCUCCCCACUGCCCCGGCCAGUGUCUGAUCUGGGCCUGCAAGACUUGCAAGAGAAAAUCUGCCCCUACAGAUCGGCGGAAAGCUGCUACCCUGCGCGAAAGGAGGAGGCUGAAGAAAAUCAACGAGGCCUUUGAAGCCCUGAAGCGCCGGACUGUGGCCAACCCCAACCAGAGGCUGCCCAAGGUGGAGAUUCUGCGGAGCGCCAUCAGCUACAUCGAGCGUCUGCAAGACCUGCUGCACCGGCUGGAUCAGCAAGAGAAAAUUCAGGAGCUGGGGGUGGACCCCUACAGCUACAGACCCAAGCAAGAAAUUCUUGAGGGUGCGGAUUUCCUGCGCACCUGCAGCCCCCAGUGGCCAAGUGUUUCGGAUCAUUCCAGGGGGCUCGUGAUAACGGCUAAGGAAGGAGGAGCAAGCGUGGAUGCCCCAGCCACCAGCAGUCUUCAGUACCUUUCGUCCAUCGUGGACAGUAUUUCCUCGGAAGAACGCAAACUCUCCAGCGUGGAGGAGGUGGUGGAGAAGUAACUCAGCCAGCAUUUGGGACAUUCUUCAAUCAACAGGAAGACUCCUUAACGCCUAAUCGUUUAGGUUAGGGCUCCCAGACCCCUAGAGUUUAUGAAAGGCCGGAGACACUCAGAAAGAGAAACUCCUAGCCACCUCAAGUGAAAAAGUCCUUUGCCCUUGGCUUUUAAUAAUAAUAUUAUUAUACAAAUAUUGUUUGGAACCACUGUUGGCUUAGCUCUAGAACUUAGCUUUAGUUUGGUUGGUUUUUUUUUAAUAUAUAUAUAACAUAUUAACUUUUAUUAUGGUCACAAGGCCCUUUCGUAUCGGUUGCAAACGAAGUUCAUUCCUGUCUAAAUCCAAGUGGGAACGUUUAAUCCGAAUGGUGUUUAAUGUACUUUUGUAAAUAGUCUUAGUACUUUCAUUUUUAUGUAAGCCCAAAGAAUAUAUUUUAAAUGUGGAAUUAAGCAUUGUAUAUAAAAUGUGUGAAGAUCCUGGUAUUGUAAUAUUAAAAUAUUAAUACGUUUCUACAUGUA
Molecule: messenger RNA, 1523 nt
Organism: Peromyscus leucopus (white-footed mouse)
Lineage: Eukaryota; Metazoa; Chordata; Mammalia; Rodentia; Cricetidae
Gene: Myf6
Product: myogenic factor 6
Exons: 3
Coding region: 283-1011 (242 amino acids)
Biological process (GO): muscle organ development; regulation of transcription by RNA polymerase II; positive regulation of myoblast differentiation
Molecular function (GO): RNA polymerase II cis-regulatory region sequence-specific DNA binding; protein dimerization activity; DNA-binding transcription factor activity, RNA polymerase II-specific
Source: RefSeq, a predicted model, not a curated record